Cylas formicarius (sweet potato weevil) is the source of this 1200-nucleotide messenger RNA. RefSeq names its product beta-1,3-glucan-binding protein-like. Lineage: Eukaryota; Metazoa; Arthropoda; Insecta; Coleoptera; Brentidae. The transcript has 6 exons. Gene Ontology annotation, molecular function: hydrolase activity, hydrolyzing O-glycosyl compounds. Gene Ontology annotation, biological process: carbohydrate metabolic process. The coding region runs from base 37 to 1164 and encodes 375 amino acids. The record is from RefSeq and is a predicted model, not a curated record.
GCCCUCACGCGCUACCGCGAACGCACUUUAUACGAAAUGUUUCGAACGCUUAACUUGCAGCUCCUGGUUUGCGUAGUUCUCUGGAAAUUCGCGUGUUCCUGCGACGUACCGAGUGCGACCACGGUCGGGGGUACUUACGCUGUUCAAGGAACUAUCUGUCCUGGAGAUGUAAUUUUCGAAGAAACGUUCGACACGUUCGAUUUGAGAAAAUGGUCCCACGAGAUUACACUGAGCGGUGGCGGGAAUUGGGAAUUUGAGCUGUACAGCAACAACAGAACCAACAGUUUCGUGGAUAACGGAUACCUGCAUAUACGGCCGACACUUUUAGCUGACGACGUCGGAGAGGCUUUCCUCAGUUCAGGCACGUUGGAGGUCAAUGGAGGGGGACCUGGAGAUCAAUGUACAAACCCCAUGUCGUACGGUUGUCUGCGAACGGGAACCCCUAGCAACAUCCUGAACCCAAUAAAAAGUGCCAGAAUCAGAACGGUGGAUUCGUUUUAUUUCAAAUACGGAAGACUGGAAGUGAGCGCGAAAACACCAUCCGGAGAUUGGCUGUGGCCAGCCAUAUGGAUGUUACCCCGCUUCAAUCAGUACGGGAGUUGGCCCGCUUCCGGCGAAAUCGACAUACUCGAAAGCAGAGGAAACAAAAACUUGGAAUUGAACGGCGUCAACAUCGGUACCCAACAAGUGAGCACUACCCUCCAAUGGGGACCGAACUCUAACUAUAAUAGAGACUACCAGACCCAUUACGAGAAGAAUUUGGCCGAAGGCUACGACACCGGUUUCCACAAGUACCAACUCGAAUGGACCCCCGAUAAAAUCGCCGUUUCAGUGGACGAUGUAGAAAUUGCAAGCGUUGCACCGGAAGAUAACUUCUGGAAUUACGGCAACUUUCAAAACAUCAACCUGGACAAUCCUUGGAAGGCGGGGUCCAAGAUGGCACCGUUCGACCAGGAAUUCUACCUGAUCAUUAACCUCGCCGUGGGAGGAAUCAACUAUUUCGACGACCAAGCGACCAAUCCCGGAGGAAAGCCGUGGUCCAACACGUCUCCUACCUCCGCCACCGAUUUUUGGAACGGAAGGAACCAAUGGGGUCCCACCUGGAACACUCAGGAGGGCAGUUCCGAUUUCGUCGUCGACUAUGUGAAAAUUUUCGCCAUAUAAUAUUUAAAUCGGUAUUAAUAAACGAAUGGAAAUAAA